Prosopis cineraria is the source of this 1362-nucleotide messenger RNA. RefSeq lists its product as uncharacterized. The coding region runs from base 1 to 1362 and encodes 453 amino acids. The record is from RefSeq and is a predicted model, not a curated record. NCBI's taxonomy places the organism in Eukaryota, Viridiplantae, Streptophyta, Magnoliopsida, Fabales, Fabaceae. The transcript has 8 exons.
AUGGGAGAUGGUAAUGGAGAUGCUCAAGAAUAUAAGUCAGGUGAAACUUGUAGUGAGUCCUUGAUAAAUAUUCAUGAUGCUCUAGAGGAUGAUUGUGAGUUUGACUUGGUUAGGCAGGAUGUACCUGAUGAUAUUAUUGAAAUACCUCUAUCUUCACUCCAUGUCCAAAAAGAUGAAAGUGAAGUGGUGAUUGAAACUGAAAGUGAAAGUGAACUUGAAGGAGAAAGUAAAAGUGAAAGUAAUGGUGAGGGUGAAAGACAAGGUGAGUGUGAUGACGAUGGUGAAAGUGAAAGAGAAGAGGAAGACAAUUUGAGACAGGAAGUAGAAGGUGAACUUGAAAAAGCCAUAGAGAAAGACAACUUGAGACAAGAAGUACAAGGUGAACUUGAAAAAGCCAUAGAGGAAGACAACUUGAGACAGGAAGAAAAUGACCUUAGUAGGGAAAAUGAUUUUGACCAAGUUCAUAUAGAUAUCAGUGAAGAAGACAAUGAUGUUAUAAAAGGGUCAAGGGAGGAUGAAGGUGAAAAAUCACAAGAGGAGGAAGAUGAUGAUGAAGGGAUAGAUUCUGAGAGAAAGAAUGAAGAUGACAAAACAGAAGAGGAAGGAGAUAAAGAACUUGUUGAUGAGGGGACAACUUUUGAGGGAAAAAAUGAAGAUGACAAAUUUGAAGAGGAAGAACAUAAUGAAGAAGGAGCUAAACGAAAAGAAAAGGGCGACAAUGACAAUUCAGAAGAGGAAGAGGAUAAGGAGGAAGUUGUAGGAGGGAAAGAUUCUGAUGAGGAUGAGGGAGGGAAAGGAGAAGAACAAUCAAGUAAACAUCUUAGAAGAUCAAAAAGAGAUAAAAGACCUGCUGUGAAAUCUCCAUGGGUCAGAACUAAUGUUGGAAAGAAGAGAAAAAUGGAUGACAAGGAGCGAUUAUUUGAAAUAUGCACAACACCAUGUGAGGAAGAUGAGGGAGACAAGAUCAUUAUAGAUUUGUAUGGCUACUACUUGACUCGUGCAGAGCUACAAUGUUUUGGUGGAAAAAGAUGGAUUAGUGACAGGGUGAUGUCAAUGGUUGCCCAAACUUUGGCAGUUGAUGACAACAAGGGAGAAAUCUUUCCUGAGUUUGUUAGAUAUAACAUUGCUGAUUAUGAAUUCAUUUUUAGCCCAACUCUUUUCCAUAGUCACUGGUUUUACUUUGUCUUCGAGAUAAAGACCAUGAACUUCUAUGUUUUAGAUUCAUUGAGGAAUUGCUUUUACUCUCUACUUUGUGCAAUUGAGCCACAAUUGUUUGAGGAUGACGUUAGCACGGACAUUAUAUGGGCUAAAGUUCAUGUGCAAAUUGAUACGUAUAAGAAGCUGUUGACUACAUGGCGUUAG